Messenger RNA from Copidosoma floridanum, 6650 nucleotides. RefSeq names its product putative sodium/potassium/calcium exchanger CG1090. Gene Ontology annotation, biological process: intracellular calcium ion homeostasis; calcium ion transmembrane transport. Gene Ontology annotation, molecular function: calcium channel activity; calcium, potassium:sodium antiporter activity. NCBI's taxonomy places the organism in Eukaryota, Metazoa, Arthropoda, Insecta, Hymenoptera, Encyrtidae. Gene Ontology annotation, cellular component: plasma membrane. The record is from RefSeq and is a predicted model, not a curated record.
UUCGCACCCUCGGCUACGGCACGCGCGAUAGCCGCGUUCUCGUCCGAACGUCACUUCGUGCGUAUGUGCGUGGACGCGGCCUUUUGGGCGAGCAAGAAAGACCAACCGGCCACCAUCUCAAGAAAUACACUACCCUCUACAUCUGAUUGUUCUUUGAUCAAAAAAAUAAGAAAAGUGCACAAAUGAACAAUGUUCUGAGGUUUCCCGAGUCGUUUACAGGUGCAUCUGGUGGACGGAAGUCGAGUUCAGCAACUCGCUUCUAUUCUCCCUGUCCUCCCAUCCCUCUCCAUCCUUUGAUCUCUUUUGUUCUUCCUGGGAAAGUCACAAAAAUUUUCUGGGGACAUAUCCUAAAGCUCAAACCUGAAGCGUGACUCCAGUACGUCAUCGGCCUAUACCGUUAUUCAUACACAUAGACGUAUGACAGCAUAUAGUUUUUGGCACUCGAAAAUGCAGAGACAAAGACUAAGGCCACGGCAUUCGCGGAUGGAGAGGCUACCCCUGCACAUCGGCCUCUUCCUCGUUUAUGUUCUCUUCCAACUGGUAACCAGUGGCUUCUCAUCGUCAUCGACAUUACCACCACAAGCAUCUACUAAUGCGGAUAAUGCUGGUGCCAAAGGCCCUACUGUUACACCUGCACCAGGUUUGACUUCUUCCAGACCACCAGGACAAAAAGAAGAGGUGCCUGGUGAGGUGACAACGGAAUCGCCUAAAAGUGACAAGGGGAAGGGUGAGGCAACGACUACUAAGGAGGGACUGGAAAAAGCAACAGUCCAACCCAUUGAUUCAACAACACCAAAGUUCGAGGAGCACCCAACAUUACGUCCCUUACGAGAGAACUGUUCACCCCCAGCUAUAGAACAGUUUCCCAAUCCUUUGAUAGGUCCAUCAGCCAGGCGACACGGUGCCAUUAUAAUUCACGUACUUCUAGCUGUUUAUACAUUUCUCGGACUUGCCAUAGUCUGUGAUGACUACUUUGUAGCUAGCCUUGACCGGAUAUGUGAAGAACUAAAAUUAUCCCCUGACGUAGCUGGCGCUACUUUCAUGGCUGCUGGUUCUUCAGCUCCAGAAUUAGCAACCGUAAUAAUAGGCGUAUUUUUUGCGAAGGACGACAUUGGGGUGAGUGGUGUAAUUGGCAGCGCAGUCUUCAACAUAAUGUUUGUAAUAUCUGUGUGUGGUCUCUGCACUACGACUGUGUCCAAGCUCAAUUGGUGGCCACUGUGUCGCGAUAGUUUUUUUUAUUUUAUAUCCAUUCUUGUUAUGCUUUUUACAAUUUCCAACAAAUAUGUUACUUGGGGCGAGGCACUGUUCAUGCUGAUAAUGUAUGUAGUAUAUUGUGUGGCUUUAACUUUCAACUCAACCUUAGAACAAAUGGCCAAGGUUUACACCAAGGACAUUACUUGGCUACCCAAGUACGAAGAACAACCAGCUGAACAGAGUGCCCUUGUGACCUACAAGAAUUUGCAGGAGGAACGUCAAGGCUACACAGAUCCCAAUACAACAGCAGUUGACAAUCUCAAUCCAAACGAGGGCUACUCUGAACGUAACGAUGCCGGUUAUAAUAACUGGCAAGAUCCAACCAUGGCUGCUGCGAACCAAUGGGAUCCCAACGCUGCCUGGGGUCAAGGCCAGACUGAACAGUGGGAUCCCAAUUCAGCAUGGAGUCAGCAGCAACAACAACAAGAUCAUUACGGUCAGGAUUCGUACAGUCAACAGCAGCAGCAUCCAGAACAGCAGCAAAUCCAACAACAAGAGCAAACAGUACAAGAACAGCAACCAGUUGGCCCUCCAGCACCAAAAUACUAUAAGGCCAAAGAGCCCGAUCCAAACGAGGUCUCACCUCUCGUGAAGCCAAUUGAUGGUGGCACUUGGGGCAUCUUUACCUGGGGUUUGGUUUAUCCCAUUCACUAUAUGUGCCUGAAAACUAUGCCUGACUGCCGACAACAGCAGUACCGCAACUGGUAUCCGUUCACUUUUUGCAUCUCAAUGAUCUGGAUAAGUUUCUACAGCUACAUUAUGGUUUGGAUGAUCACCAUUAUUGGCAGCACACUAGGUAUCCCUGAUACAGUAAUGGGCUUGACCUUUGUGGCUGCUGGAGUAAGUGUACCUGAUGCAUUGUCGUCAUUAGCCGUAAUCAAGGAUGGUUUAGGCGAUAUGGCCGUGAGCAAUGCUGUCGGCAGCAAUGUCUUCGAUAUUCUUGUCUGUCUUGGGCUUCCAUGGUUCAUCCAAACCGCUAUAAUUCAGCCAGGCUCGCAUGUCAAUGUUACAAGUAGAGGUCUGACGUACUCCACAAUCUCGCUAUUGUCGACGGUGGUGUUUCUUGUUGUGGCAACACACUUUAAUGGCUGGAAGCUAGACCGACGCUACGGAGUGGUACUGAUGGUUUGGUAUCUGCUCUUCAUAGCCUUUGCUUCGCUUUAUGAGCUGAAUGUAUUUGGUGUAAUGAAUCCACCAACCUGCCCGAGUAAUUAUUAAUUCAGCCACGACACGGUAAAAAGUUGUCCUAGCCACAUGCGUACGAGUACUAUUUGUGUUUUUGUCCUGUUUACUCAUUAAAAUUAUCACUGUGUGUUUAUUUCGCAAAUGUCCCACCGUUAAUCAAGAAAAAAAAGUUUAACGCUAUAAAAUAGUUAGUUACUCGAGUUUUUUUUUUGCUUAAAGCCAAAGUUAUAAGAAUAGAACAAGUAUAAGGAAAAGUAGAAGUAAAUUUAAAUUAAAACUACAAUGUUAAUUAUCGAGUCUAUUAUUCAGAAAACUUAAAGAGUCAAUAUCUAAAUAGAACGUUGAAUAAACACGUUAAGUAAUCGUUAGUCAACAGAAAUAAAAGAGUUAAAUAUUAAAAUGUAUGGCUGGGACCAUAAAGUAGGAAAAACAAUGUUUAGAGAUUAUGUUAAGAAUUGAAGUAUAAUAAAUUGGAAGCAACAACAAAAAUUUAUAACCAGUAAGAGAAAGCCAAAGAUUACUGAAAAACAUUUAACAGUAUUAAAAACCGAUUAAGUAAUUAUUUAAUGAUUUGCAACUUUAUUUUAUUUAUUUGUUUACAUACUUUGUGAGCCAUAAACUUACUGUUUCUUUUUAUGUGAGCUUAAUCAUAAUUAUAAGAAAAUCUUCUUCUAAAAUGUGUUUUACUUUUUUGGCUUAUUUGCGCAUAGCUUUCUUUUUUUCAUGAUAAAAAAAGUAAAUUGGCGAUUUGGAAAAACAAAUGUAUACUUUAUUUACGGCAAUAAUUAGUAGUACUUCUUUAAUUUGGAAAGUUUUUCAUAGGAUUUACUGUAUAAUUUUUGUGCUUGAAAAAAAACUUAAACUUCAAACUUUCAAGAAUAUUGUGUGGCAGUAACUUAGAUUAAAAAAAAAAUAUUUACUAAACAUUACAACAGAAAAUUAUCCCAAAAGAGUGUAACGACGAGUAACUUAACGCUAUUUAUAUAUUUAUAAAAAUUGUUAGUCGAUUUAUAAAUAUCAAGAAUAUAAGAGUGAAGGUACAACCACCUGACCAUAAUGUUCUUGAAUUUAAUUAUGUUUUAAAAUGUUGAAUUGGUGAAUACUAUUUAUAAAAAAGACUUUAUUCCACUAAAAUAAGCGUAUUGACAAAAAUAAAAUAACAUCGAAGAUUGUGAAAAGAUUCAUGCCUAUAUAAGCCAUUCAUUUAAAUAAGUAGAUACAUUGAAAAACUAAAAGACAAAAUUGAAAAAAUGUUAUUAUCUGUAUAAAUGUGAUUCUAGCACUGUGUGUGGGUGUACUUUUGACUUGAAAUUUGCGAUUUUAUUCUAACAUAUUGUUUAUUAUUGCGUUUAGGCAUAGUAAGGUAAUAAAUAGGUGUACAAAUGAAAUAAAAUAUAUAACUCAGACAAAAAAACAUGUGCUCGAAUGUAUACAAAUAAAAUGCUUACAGUUUAAAUGUCAACAAAAAACGUACAGUAGUAGAAAUUUAAAAAAAAGAUAGCUCUUAUACAGGAAAAGACUUGUUAUAAUGAAGAUAAAAUUUUGAAAAAGUUUCGAAGAAUUACAGUAGUUAGACUCAUCAUAAACUGAUAAUCAAUUUUUAUAUUUACAUCAAUAAAUGAAUAGAACAAAGAGUUGUAAGGUGCAACGAUUUUUUGGUAUAAUAAUAGUAAGAUUAGGACAUUGGGGUUUGCUAAAAAAAACCUGACAACAUGUUUUUACUUUAAUUGUGUUUAUGCACAUCGUUAAAAAAAUAAAAGUGAGUUAGAUCUGAAUUGUAAUAAAUCGGCACAAUGGUUUUUAACUAUAACAACGUGGCUCUGUAUUGAUAAAUCAUAUUUAGCUAAGACUUGUAUAAAAGAAAAGUAUCUGAAAUAGUAAUUUAACCUGCUAAUGUGUUAUGUAAAUUAUAAAAAGAUUUUUGAAACACUGCUAAUAAAUACAAAAUUCAGAGUAAAAUAUUCGAAAGGCAAUAUGAAAGAGACGUACAACAGAUGGCGUAACGAAAAAUAAAUAUAGAAACGAACGAAUUUCAAAGGCUAUAAAAAAUAUCUGCGAUACUGCGACUGCAGUUUUCAAGGGUAUUUGAUUAAAUAAAAGUGAAAAAAGGGUGAGAGACAAUAAUUGAAACAGCCUUAAUCGAUGAAAGUAUCAAUAAAAAAGUUUUGCGCGUUCCUUGAGAUCUCACAAAAAUAUAAACAUCAUUUGUUAGUUUUCUUUAAGGAAUAUGAUCACAACUACGUCAUGGACAUUGAGUAAUUAAAUAUUUAUUUACUUAGAUACUCCAAAAAUAUAAUUUUAACUCAAAUAGUUUUUUUUUAUACAUUCUAAAAAAGUGAAGUGUCGAGAACCAUGCUUUAAAAUUUUGAAGUACUUUUUUAAUAGUUGGGUCAAGUUUAAUUACAAAUAAUUAUCUUAAAAUGUACUUUUUUUGUUUAAAAAACUCUUUUUAUUUCUCUAUUAUGAUACUUACUUUUUCUUGACGUCGAAAUAUUGACGCGUAUACAAUUUUGUGGGACUAACUAUUUUUCUAUAAGAACUUUCGUAAUGCAUUAGUUUGUCUGUUAAGUAAAUGGCACAUGAGAUCGUGUUAAUCGAAAGGAUCGCGCAUUUAUACGAAGAAAAAGAUAUCGGAUUUUCGGAGUAUAUCAUAUUGAAUUUUUAUUGAAGGUUAAUUCUCAUUAACACCUGAUGUCAUAUUUAAAAAAAAGUUUAAGUAUGUUCGAAUAAAUAUUUUUUUGUAAUACACUUACUAUGCAAGUGAAAUAUCUAAUGUAUUGUAAUUAACAAAAAAAGCCUUUAGUUAAUUAUACUUCGUCUUCGUUCCAUUUUUGUGCAAAUUGAUUAUUUAUUGGUUUUUUGAUUUAAGUCCAUCCUACGAGACUACCUCAGUCAUCUCGGACAUGAACAUAAUGAAUUUCAGAUUGUGCGAAAUCUAGCUUGAAUAACAUACACAUGAAAUAAUUGAAAAAAUCAGUUAACGUAGAUUUACACUUGAAAAAUAGAUAUAAAAUAUAUCGUUCAAAAAUCACCAAUUUCGCUUCCUCUUUGCCAACCUGUAAUCUGAUACACACACUUCCCAUGUUACUAUAGUAGUUAAUAAACAAUACUGUGUUACUUACUUCACAAAAGUAUACAUCAUUUGCGAACCAUAUAGACUUUAAGCUACAAAUAAAUGCUAUAGUUGUAUAUUAAAAAACUAAAAAUACUCUAUGCACACAUUUGUAGAUACAAAAGUAAUUUUUGUUGCUGUAAGUCAUCUUUUCCUAAAACUCAUGCUUGAAUUACAAACAAGAUUUAUUCUACUAUUUAAAAAGAUUGCUCGUGUCAUAAUCAAAACAGGCACUUGACUUAAAAUAAUAUUUGAUCACUUUUCGACAAAUUUUUUUCAAGAACUAUGCAGUAUUUUUUGUGCCAUUUAAAAAAUUUUUGUUUUCUCGUUAAAACGUACAACAUGAAGUCGUGGCUUUUUUUUUCCCUGCAGUGAUAUUUGUUGAGAGUAUACUUAAAAAAUAAACGUAUAUUUGGAAUAGAAUUUCCAAAAUUUGUUACUCAUAAUUUUUCAACAACUAAACUGAUCAAAUUCAAACAGUUAAUGUAUGACCAAAAUUUGUAUACUAUACAAUUACCUCCCAAAUUUAUAAUUUACAAUCAGAUCAAGAUGAAAAAAGUCAUGGUCACAAAUCAAUUCAGCUUCCUUCAGUAAGAGUUGCCAACUCCAUAUAUUAACUAUGAAACUGGUAUCCAUACAAAAAUUAAGGGCUUCAAAAGAACCUACAACAAAUCAUAAAUUUUCAGAAUACAAAGCGUUCCUUUUCUAGUUUUCCGCGAUUGAUUUCUUGAUCCACUAUUAACGAUUCGUAGCGUGUACAUUAAAAUUUUUUGGAUGUGACUAAUAUAACGCUUUCUAAAUUCAAAACACUACUGCUGAAUUUUAUAUCACACUUAUAGAGGAAGAUAGAGUAAUUGUAUCCAUAGUUUUUUUUAAUUCAUAUCAAUAAUUUAUUUUGUUGCUUGUAUUAAUUAAAAUCAAUAACUGAAAUUCUUAAAUGUAAAAAAAAAAACUGAAAAAAGAUAUAAAAAGGGAUGAUGUUAUUGCAUUAUCAUACAUAUGUAUUUUUUUUUUUUUUUUUAAUGUUAUAAAAGAGUCACAUGCCGAUAUCAUAAAAAUAGCCACAUGUUUAUUUAAAAACAAAAUGUAAAAAAAAAAG